CGGAAGCUGCCAUGGCUGUCCCGGUCCAUCCACUGUCAGUUCUGUGGAUACUGACACAAUGGGGUGCCGUUCGUCACCCCCUCCCGCAGCACUCUCGCUGACUGGGCACACAAGUCGUCCACUGUCACUGGACCCAUUCCGUGGUGCUGGUCUGCCGCACCCGCCUAGACCACGAACCGGGUCACCGGAGUACGUCAUGAGUCGCAUCAUUCGGGACAAAGAAGCCGGUGUCCCACCGGUGGACUGCCCAGCCAACACGGCGGUUGGAGGCGAAGUGGUUGCCUCACCAACGGCCCCUGCCCGCACCCCUCCCCAGCGUGGAUCUUUUGAAGGUGGUGGGACUCCGUCUCCGCUCAUUGGGCACUCAGCGUCGCAGCACACUCCACGUACUGUGGAGAACUUGGCGGGGACGUCCACCGCAGGGCCGUCCGAAGGGCCCCCUCCACGACCGUGUUCAACUGAGAAGAAUACGGAUCGGUGGGGGGAGACCGAGACUGAGUGGUUGUGCCGGUUCAGGAAUGACAUGAAGGCUUUGGGGUGCACGAGGCUGAAAGCAUGUUUUUGGAAGGAUGUGGUUGAGCGCAUGCGGGCGAAGGGUUACAACCGUAACCCUGAUCAGUGCAAGAACAAGUUCAAUCAGAUCCUUGACUAUUACAGAAGAUUGAAGGCACACGAAAGCUGGUCAGGUUUGCUGAGCUACUGGGACAUGAACCAAACGAGGCGGAAGAAGUACAACGUCAGCUUUGUUCUUCGCCGGGCUUGGUAUGACAUCAUACACCCGGUGGAGAAAGACAAGGACUCCAUUAAUCUGACGAAUUUGAUGGACUCGGGGGUGGACGAGGAGCAUCUUGAAGACAGUGAAAGGUGCAACGAGGUUGAUGGGGAGACAGAAGGAGGAAGUGAAGGUCCGGCGGGCGGGUCGGACAGUUCACCGGGCGGGCCUGACAGUUCACCGAGCGGGCAACAUUCAACGGGUUUCGAUCCGAUGCUAGGUAAACGAAAAAGAACUGCCAUCAAUGCUCGCGAGUCGAGUCUGCAGGCUGUCAUAGGUGCUAUGCGUGAUCACACCGCGGCUCUCGCAUGUUCUGACAGGGAGUGCGUGAAGAUGCGUUGCGAAGUGACACGUGACAUCGCAAGGCAUCAGGCUGAGGUUCAUAGAGAGCUUAUGCAGCAGGACAUUGCGUCACGUGAGAGGAUAGCUACUAUAACUGGGGAUAGGCUGGAGAAGGGUUAUCUCGUUCUUGCAGAUGCCAUCCAUAGUUUGCGUCCCCGUAGGAACAGUCCAUCUUCCGGGCCGGAUAGCAGCGAUUCACAGUAGUUGCAGUUGUGUAUGGGGAGAUGUUUGUUUUGUCUAUCUUGUUUUCAAUUUCUUUUUUGGUCGUGUCCUAUUUUCAUCCGCUGCGUCCUUAGGCUAG
Molecule: messenger RNA, 1415 nt
Organism: Chara braunii
Lineage: Eukaryota; Viridiplantae; Streptophyta; Charophyceae; Charales; Characeae
Source: the annotation of a GenBank genome assembly